This is a messenger RNA of Camellia sinensis, 2006 nucleotides long. RefSeq names its product laccase-7. NCBI's taxonomy places the organism in Eukaryota, Viridiplantae, Streptophyta, Magnoliopsida, Ericales, Theaceae. Gene Ontology annotation, cellular component: apoplast. Gene Ontology annotation, molecular function: hydroquinone:oxygen oxidoreductase activity; copper ion binding. The record is from RefSeq and is a predicted model, not a curated record. Gene Ontology annotation, biological process: lignin catabolic process.
CAAACACACAACAUCGUUGUAUGAAAUACGAAGUCACAUCUUAAGAAAACUCUUGAACACAUAGAGAGAGAGCUUCAUAUGAUCUUUGUUUCUUUGUCUCUUCAUAUAUUGUUCGAUUAAUUGGCAUGGCACGUCUUGUGUUCUUGCUCGCAUUUGCUUUAGCUCUUUUGGCUGCUUCACUCACAUCUGCUGCUAUUGUGGAGCAUACUUUUCAAGUGCAAAAUUUGAAUAUCCAGCGGUUGUGCCAUCAACAAGUCAUCACUGCUGUAAAUGGAGUUUUUCCUGGCCCCACCAUACUGGCAAACGAGGGUGAUUCCCUCGUCGUUCAUGUCGUCAAUAAGUCCCCGUACAACCUUACCAUUCAUUGGCAUGGGAUUUUUCAAUUAUUGAGUGGUUGGGCAGAUGGACCUGAAUAUGCAACUCAGUGUCCUAUUCGUCCGGGAAAUAACUUCACUUAUAGAUUUAACAUCACCGGGCAAGAAGGGACCCUCUGGUGGCAUGCACAUUCCCAAUGGAUCCGUGCAACUGUUCAUGGCGCGUUAAUCAUCCGUCCAAGAACUGGUCAUUCAUAUCCAUUCCCAACACCCUACCGAGAAAUCCCAAUUCUCUUUGGAGAGUGGUGGAAUGCUAAUAUUAUUGAUGUCGAGAACCAAGCAUUGGCAAGUGGUGGUGCACCUAAUAGUUCCGAUGCUUUCACUAUCAAUGGCCAGCCGGGUGAUCUGUAUUCAUGCUCUUCAAAUAACACAUAUAAGUUGCAAGUGGCACGAGGGAAAACUUAUCUCCUACGUAUCAUCAAUGCUGCAAUGAAUAAUCAAUUUUUUUUCAAGAUAGCCAAUCACAGCAUGACAGUCGUUGCCAUUGACGCCACUUACACUACUCCAAUGGUUACCGACUUCAUUGUUAUUGCUCCAGGCCAAACCACUGACAUAUUGUUGAAAACCGACCAGCCACCAGCUUCUUAUUAUAUGGCAGCGCAUACCUAUGUUAGUUCACAAGGUGUUCCUGACACUACCACCUCCACCACUGGGAUCAUUGUUUAUGAAAAUUCCACAUCAUCCACCCCACAAAUGCCAAUCCUACCAGCCUACAAUGACACACAAUCGGCUUAUAAGUUCUCUACCAAUUUGACUGCACUCGUAAAUGCGCCUCAUUGGGUCCCAGUCCCACUCAACGUUGAUGAACACAUGUUCGUGACAAUAAGCUUGGGUUUAGUACCAUGCGAAGUAAAUAACACUUGUGCAGGUCCACUUUCGCAGCGUUUAGCUGCGAGCAUGAACAAUGCAUCCUUUCAAUUCCCCACCAACUUGUCUAUGUUGCAAGCUUUCUUCAACAAUGUUGAUGGGAUCUACACCACUGAUUUCCCUGACCAACCACCAUUGGUGUUUAACUACACUGACACAAACAACAACUUCAACACGACAAUCAUAAUGACAUCAAAGUCAACCAAAGCGAAGAAACUUAAGUUCAAUUCAACUGUUGAGAUUGUAUUGCAAAACACAGCCUCCUUGGGUUUUGAGAACCAUCCUAUGCACUUGCAUGGAUUCAACUUUCAUGUGUUGGCUCAAGGGUUUGGCAAUUAUGACCCAGUAAACGAUCCCAAAAAUUUCAAUCUUGUUAAUCCACAAGCACGUAACACCAUCGGAGUGCCAACCGGCGGGUGGGCUGCCCUCAGAUUUCAGGCGAACAAUCCUGGUGUAUGGUUGAUGCAUUGUCACAUGGAUGUGCACUUGCCUUGGGGAUUAUCGAUGGCUUUUGUGGUUGAGAACGGGCCAACAUCGUCAACUAGCUUGCCUCCGCCUCCUGCAGAUCUACCCCAAUGUUAGGAAUUGUUCUACAUUAUUGUUGGUUGCUAACAUUUUUCCCCUAUUGCUUUCAUUUUGAUUUUACUUUUAUGUUUCUUUUCAUUACAACAACCCUGUAAUAAUGGUGGAAAGAAUUUGACCUUCAAUUGUAAUAAGGCCAUUUUGGUAUAAUUUAUAAGAUGAUUUUUGUGAUUAUAAUUUUUA